Messenger RNA from Anisakis simplex (herring worm), 210 nucleotides. NCBI's taxonomy places the organism in Eukaryota, Metazoa, Nematoda, Chromadorea, Rhabditida, Anisakidae. The record is from the annotation of a GenBank genome assembly.
AUGUCGCAGUUCUUCAAAGGACAUCUCUCAUCGAUGCUCUAUUUGCCAAAUAAAGUGGAACAACCUCAGGCUCUACUCUGCGCUCACCAAUGUAAAGAACAAUUGCAGUUCACCGCGAUUGAUCAACUCGUUCCCGGCGAGGAAGCUAUCUUCGAUAACGAUUCCUCAAUGUUGACGUUAAGAGCGAACACGGCUGAAGAUUUGUCACUA